Molecule: messenger RNA, 1752 nt
Organism: Pseudo-nitzschia multistriata
Lineage: Eukaryota; Bacillariophyta; Bacillariophyceae; Bacillariales; Bacillariaceae
Source: the annotation of a GenBank genome assembly
CACUGGAAAAGUAUCGAGAAUCCUUGACCGAGGCAAUCGUUCCAUAAGUUAUGUAUUGAACGCGAUGGUCUUUCACGUGGCUCCGACAACAAUUGAAGUUGGACUCGUCACAGGACUGGUAUAUCACCAAUUCGGCCUGUCCCAUGCCGGUGUUGUAUUGGCAACGAUUGCAGCGUACACAGGUUUCACUGGAGGAAUUACCCAAUGGAGGACAAAGUUCCGCCGUGAUAUGAAUCGACUUGAAAACCAAGCCUCGGGUCGAGUGGUAGAUUCCCUUGUCAACUACGAGACAGUGCAGUUCUUCAACAACCUCCCUCACGAAUUGUAAGUAUCGAACAAAGAGGUUUGUGUGCCAAGAAUUAUCGUCCCAUUGCUUUAGCAUUUAUUUGGAUUAUUUACGACUUUUUGUUUUCCCCUUGUUGUUUCCAGAGAGCGUUACGAAGACUCCCUCAAAGGAUACCAAAAAGCUGCCAUACAAGCACAACAAUCGUUGAGUCUUCUGAAUUUUGGACAAGCCGCAAUACUUUCGGUCGGAAUGACAGGAAUAAUGAUACUAACAGCCCAGCAAAUUGUGGACGGAACGGCCACAGUCGGCGACCUAGUCUUAGUCAACGGACUCUUAUUUCAAUUGUCAGUUCCUCUCAAUUUCAUUGGUUCAGUUUAUAGGUAAGUGAUCUAUUCGUUGGAUUUUUUUAUUGUACCACAAACCACCAAAUCAAUUAUCUACGCUAUCUCAAUUGUUCUGUUACUCCGAUAGAGAACUUUCACAAUCGCUUCUUGACAUGGAACAGACAUUCGAGCUAAUCGAUACGACAACACCAAUUUACAAUGAUGCUACAAAGCUAAAUUAUGAUCCUAAGACCAUGACGACCAAUAUCUCGUUCGACCGUGUUGAUUUUGCCUAUCCCGGGAAGCAAGAUCGACAAAUCUUGAAUAACUUGUCUUUGACAAUUCCUCAAGGCAAAACGAUAGCCUUUGUUGGAAGUUCUGGUUGUGGAAAGUCGACGAUUCUGAGGUUACUUUAUCGGUUUUAUGAUCCUUCCAAUGACACUAGUAGUGUUUCUAUCGGUGACCACGAUCUCAGGGACUUGAACUUAGAAUCGUUUCGGAAAAAUAUUGCUGUUAUCCCUCAAGAUACUGUACUCUUCCACGAAUCUAUUGGGUAUAAUAUACAGUAUGGGAACUUGGAAUCAAGCUGGGAAGAUGUCAUCAAAGCUGCUAAGCAGGCAAAAAUUCAUAACACAAUAAUGAGUUUUCCUGACGGUUACGAUACCGUGGUUGGAGAGAGAGGUAGGUUGAUGUAUUCUGAUUUCUUUCUAUCAUUGGAUGCCAUUGGCAUGGAUCUUUGUUCGUUUUUCUGAAUAAUUUUUGACUUUGUAUUUCUCGAUUAUUUUUGACUUGGCGUUUCUCAGGUCUGAAGCUUUCCGGCGGAGAAAAGCAACGAGUAGCCAUCGCUCGAGCAAUUUUAAAGGAUGCACCUAUCCUUCUCUGCGACGAGCCGACAUCAUCAUUAGAUAGCCAAACUGAAUCAGAUAUUAUGAAUCACAUCAAACAACUGGGACGAGAUCGUACGACAAUUAUUGUAGCACAUCGCCUUUCAACGAUACAAGAUUGUGACGAUAUCAUUGUCCUUCACGACGGUCAAGUUGUAGAGCGCGGGACGCACAAAGAACUCGCAGAUCUUCGAGGUCGCUAUGCAGAAUUGCUCGCAGUGCAAACUACCACAGUCGGAGAUAAAUGAUAAUAUUGGCA